UUAAUGUCUAAUUGACAAAACUUCAUAAUCAUCUAUCAUCCUAAAUUCCUAGUACAAUCACUUCAUCAAAAAAAUCAUGGUAGAACAAAUAACUGAUCCUAAUAUUAACCAAUUUAGCUAUGAAGAUCUAACAGAAAUUGCUGAUUUUAUUAAGUCCAAAAUAGCUCCCAUUUGUCCAAAGGUUGGUAUAGUAUGCGGAUCUGGUUUAGGUCCUUUGGCAGAUACUCUAACAGAUCCUAUUACACUUUCUUACGAAGAAAUUCCUAAAUUCCCAGUCAGUACAGUACAAGGACAUGGUGGUUGUUUGGUGGUUGGAAAAUUAUCAAAUGUUCCUGUGGUAUGUUUAAAGGGACGAUUCCAUGCUUACGAAGGCUACCCCUUAUGGAAGUGCGCCAUGCCUAUUAGAAUAAUGAAAUUACUGGGAUGCUCACAUUUGAUCUUAACAAAUGCUGCUGGAGGUAUAAAUCAAGAUUAUAGAAUUGGCCAUAUAAUGCUGUUGAAGGACCACGUCAAUUUCUUGGGGCUUGGCGGCAAUAAUCCAUUGCGAGGACCAAAUGAGGAACGAUUUGGAACUAGAUUUCCACCAGUAAAUAAAUCUUAUGAUAAAGAUCUCCGUAAUGAAGCAAUGAAAAUAGCAAAAGAUCUUGGAAUUGAACAAAUUGUGCAUCAAGGAGUAUACGCAUGUGUUGGGGGACCAAAUUACGAAACAGUAGCGGAACUUCGACUUAUGCAGACAUGUGGAAUUGACGCUGUGGGAAUGUCUACAGUACACGAAGUGAUAGUGGCCAAACACUGUGAGCUAACAGUCUUCGCUUUUAGUCUCAUCACCAACGAGGCUAUUCUAGAAUGGGAUUCCGAUAAGGUCCCUAAUCAUUUAGAAGUUCUCGAAGCUUCAAAACGGAUGGAAAGUGUGUUGCAAGAGUUUGUAAGAAGAAUAGUGGAACAUAUCGCCACUCUCACCUGUGUAUGUAAAAAGGGAUGAGAUGCAGCAUAUUUUUAAACCCAAAUGAUUUUUUAUCUUGAUUUUUAUCAGUAACAGUUAUUUGUUCUAUCAUGAUUAGAAUCAUUUAUUUAUUUAUAAAUGUAACUUAUUCAAACUAGUUUUAUUUCUAGGGAUGUAAAUUAAAAAAACGUUUUACACAA
Diabrotica balteata is the source of this 1143-nucleotide messenger RNA. The record is from the annotation of a GenBank genome assembly. NCBI's taxonomy places the organism in Eukaryota, Metazoa, Arthropoda, Insecta, Coleoptera, Chrysomelidae.